Messenger RNA from Zalophus californianus (California sea lion), 2749 nucleotides. RefSeq names its product keratin 74 (gene KRT74). Gene Ontology annotation, molecular function: structural constituent of skin epidermis. The coding region runs from base 1 to 1602 and encodes 533 amino acids. NCBI's taxonomy places the organism in Eukaryota, Metazoa, Chordata, Mammalia, Carnivora, Otariidae. Gene Ontology annotation, cellular component: keratin filament. The record is from RefSeq and is a predicted model, not a curated record. Gene Ontology annotation, biological process: keratinization; intermediate filament organization. The transcript has 9 exons.
AUGAAUCGGCAACUGAACAUCAAGCCUGGUGGUGACAAGGGUGGCUUCAGUGGGCACUCAGCAGUGGUGCUGAGGCAGGCUCUGGGCAGUGCUGCUUCUUACCGUGCAGUUGGCAAAGGACCUGGGGCUGGCUUUGGCAGUCGGAGCCUCUACAGUCUUGGAGGGAAUCGGUGUAUUUCCCUCAACAUGGCUGCUGGUGGUGUUCGGACUGGAGGUUAUAAUUUUGGAGCUGGCUCUGGGUAUGGAGGGGGGAGGGCCACUGGCUUUGCUGGCAGCAUGUUUGGCAGUGUGGCCUCAGGGCCUGUGUGCCCAUCCAUGUGCCCACCUGGGGGCAUCUACCGGGUCACCAUCAACAAGAGUCUCCUGGCCCCCCUCAACAUGGAGCUGGACCCGGAGAUCCAGAGAGUGCGUAUCCAGGAGCGGGAGCAGAUCAAGGCUCUGAAUGACAAGUUUGCCUCCUUCAUUGAUAAGGUGCGGUUCCUGGAGCAGCAGAACCAGGUGCUGGAGACCAAGUGGGAGCUGCUGCAGCAGCUGGACCUGAACAACUGCAGGAAGAACCUGGAGCCCAUCCUCGAGGGCUACAUCAGCAACCUGCGGAAGCAGCUGGAGACGCUGUCCGGGGACAGGGUGCGGCUGGACUCGGAGCUGAGGAGCGUGCGGGACGUGGUGGAGGACUACAAGAGGAGGUAUGAGGUGGAGAUUAGUCGGCGCACAGCAGCUGAGAACGAUUUUGUGGUGCUCAAGAAGGAUGCAGAUGCAGCCUACACAGUGAAGGUGGAGCUCCAGGCCAAAGUAGAUUCUCUGGACAAAGACAUCAAGUUCCUCAAGUGUUUGUAUGAAAUGGAGAUGGCCCAGAUUCAGACUCAUGCCAGUGAAACCUCUGUCAUCCUGUCCAUGGACAACAACCGGGACCUGGACCUGGACAGCAUCAUUGCCAAGGUCCGAGCUCAGUAUGAGGAGAUCGCCCUGAAAAGCAAGGCUGAAGCCGAGGCCCUAUACCAGAGCAAGAUCCAAGAGCUGCAGCUGACAGCAGGCCGGCAUGGUGAUGACCUCAAACACACCAAGAACGAGAUGUCAGAGCUGAACCGGCUUAUCCAGAGGAUCCGGUGUGAGAUUGCAAAUGUAAAGAAGCAGUGUGCCAACCUGGAGACAGCCAUCGCCGAUGCUGAGCAGCGGGGCGACUGUGCCCUGAAGGAUGCCCGGGCCAAGCUGGACGAGCUGGAGGCCGCCCUGCACCAGGCCAAGGAGGAGCUGGCCCGGAUGCUGCGCGAGUACCAGGAGCUCAUGAGCCUGAAGCUGGCCCUGGACGUGGAGAUCGCCACCUACCGCAAGCUGCUGGAGGGCGAGGAGUGCAGGAUGUCUGGUGAAAACCCAUCCUCCGUGAGCAUCUCCAUCAUCAGCAGCAGGGGAAGCAGCUACUACCACCCCAACUCUUCGUCCAGUGCCAAUGACGGGGCCAGCAGUGUGGUGGGCAGCUCCGGCAGCGCUCGGGCCGGGCAGACCAGGGCCAAGGGGGCACGCGGGGGAGACCUCAAGGACUGCCAAGACCUCAAGGUCAAGAGCUCCUCUGCCAGCGCCCCAGCCAGGAAAGCCGCCCGAUAAGCCCUGAGAGCCCCCUCCCCCCAGCACCGGGGAGAAGGGAUGCCCCUGCUGCCUCCACCCAGCCCAGAGAUGUCUACUGUCCCCCAUCCUCCCCGCCAAGUCCUGGGACCGUCUGUAGUGCACUCAGCCACCCGUGCUGUGGUUCCCCUCACUGUCCAGCUCUGACUGGCACCAUCGCCUCUCUGUCUCCUCAGGUCGGUCCCGUGUGGACUCUGUGACUUUUUGCUUUCCCUACCGCCUUCAGCUGACAGGAGGCUUUGGGACACAGCCUAUAAUUACCUUCUUGGCCCCGGGAACCUCUGGUCCUCCCCGGGGGCCGGAUUGGGGGGGGGCGGAGGAACAGUCAUGUUCUGCGCUUAGGCUGAAUCCGCAGCUGUCUGGGGGGUCCUGCCCCCAACCCCAGCUUUGGGGUGAGGAUGGAGAUGUGUGCCCAGGAGGCGAACGGUCAGCCAGGCUUUGCCUGUCCCCUCCAAAAGCUCUUUGCGGAAUGACCCCCUUAUUCAGGAGAAAAGGUGUACAUGCUCAGCACCAGCUGUACCCAUCUUUGCAAAGCCAAGUGACAGAGAACUCGGGGUUUCCUGCCACCUUGUGUCACCCACCCACUCCUCUGUUACUGGUAAGAGCUACUACCCUAUGUGGGUAGUGGCUGCUACGUGCCAGGCUCCCGGCAUGCGUUGGCUCUCGUGCUGGCCCAGUCUGCAAGGUGGGUGCAAUCGGCAUCCUUGGGACAGAGGAGAAGCCCCAGCCUCUGAGAGGCUGUAGAACCCGCCCCCCCAUUACCCACUAACUUCCCUGGGCCGGGAGUGGAGCCCAGGUCUGGCUGACUCCACGGUCUAUAUUCUUUCCAUGGCAUAUCACUGCCUCUGUAACAAAGGGAAUUUUUUCAAACACUCGGUUCUUUUGAUGAGGGCAGUGUGAUCAUGUUGCCUUUUGGUCAAGGACUGUGGGUACGUGAUUUAUCUUUAGUCCUCUCACUAGGAUUGUACCCUGCAGUGCUUGUGAUUCUCGAUUCCUGUUGCUAUGAGCUGUGUUCAGUGAGGGGAGCUUGAUCUAUCUCUGGUGGUACUGCCCAGCCCAGAAGUCAUGGCUCUUGAUGUAAAUAUUCCUAAGAAUAUUCCUCCUUUGCUCUAGUUAAAGACUCUGGAUU